Molecule: messenger RNA, 750 nt
Organism: Phytophthora nicotianae INRA-310
Lineage: Eukaryota; Oomycota; Peronosporomycetes; Peronosporales; Peronosporaceae
Exons: 2
Coding region: 52-705 (217 amino acids)
Source: RefSeq, a predicted model, not a curated record
AUUCUAUGUAUCCGUGACGUAUUUGAGACUAUCUUAUAGUAAAAAGAGACCAUGGGACUGCUGCGUCCGCACGAGCUCUUCGUGGGCCCUCGCUUCGCCAUGUGGCUAUUGGGGUCGUCCGCUCUUGGUAAGAGCCACAAAGUCUCCGAUCUGUUGCUGGAGGACCAGCAGAUGGCUCGACAACUUGGCACUGCGUUACGACCAGCAGGACGUCUCCUGCUGCCACUGGCGGCUGCGCCCAGCCCUGACCAGCUCGCUAGGUUGCGUCUCUGGGUCAAUAGCGUCGACGUUGAAGCGUCCUGGACUAAUGCACUGCAAUGCCAGCAGUUUGGAGUCUUCGUGGCUCUGACGGUCUUCAAGCAGCCGGACGUGCCAGUCCGUGCGGUACAGGUGAGCAACGUGCCGGGCAACGUUGGCUCGCGUUUGUUGCUCUCGAAUCAGCACGUGAAGCUGUGGGAUUUCCACGUGCCGUCGCACACGAGCUGUGAGCUGCACGAGCACUUGCACCCGUACGUGUUCUUUAACCGUACGGCCUGUGAGACCCAAGGACUCGACGCUACGUUGCAACCAUCCGGGCCGGUGACCUCCUUCGAGGCGUGUGAGUUUCGAUACGUCGAAGUCAAUGAGAGUGAACGACACAUCCAUGCGUUCCAGAACCCAGGAACAAACGAUGUGGAGCAGUACAUCGUCGAGUUUGUAGCGUAGGUCUUUGGCGUGCCAAUUCGUCCUCCAAUUGAUUGAGUCGAUUGA